Molecule: messenger RNA, 3183 nt
Organism: Temnothorax curvispinosus
Lineage: Eukaryota; Metazoa; Arthropoda; Insecta; Hymenoptera; Formicidae
Product: golgin subfamily A member 6-like protein 22
Exons: 10
Source: RefSeq, a predicted model, not a curated record
CAGCAGCAGCAGCCCGCACAGCAGAACGGCCAGGAGGUCGCCAGGCUGAGAAAGGAGUUGGAACGCGCGCGCGAGGAGAUUCAGCAAGCGACCGUGGAGCGCGAGCGGUUCCAGGCGCAGCUCGCGGUGCUGUGUCAGGAACUGGAGAAGAAUCAGGUGGAGUUGCACGAGGCGAACAAGAAACUCCAAGCUGGCGCCGUGAAAGCUGGCGCCGAUACUAUACAAGAGAGGAAACAGAUGGAGGAGCAGAGACGACAGUUGGACGAGCAGAGAAGACAAGUGGAAGAAAAGGCGAAGUCCAUAGAUCAGAAAGCUAGAACGAUAGAGGAAAAGGAGAGGACGCUCCAAAGUCUCGACCAAGACCUGAAGAAGAGGAAGGCGAGAAUGGACCAACUCGAGCAACAAUUACAAAAGAGUGGCGGAGCGCCGGACAAGAGAUUAGCGGAAAUGCAAAAGGCACUCGAGACUGCCGAGAGGGACUUAGAAAAAGCGAAGGAAGAAUCGGGCAGGAGCGCCGCCGAGAUCGAGAAGCUAUUGCAGGUCGUGCAGAUGACACAGGAGGGGCAAAACGCCAAAGAGAAACAGAUCAGAGAACUUCAAGAUGCACUCAAAACCGCACAAGCCAAGUUGAAACAAGCUACAACUGCACAGCAAGAGGAUAACAAGGACGAGCCUUCUUGGCGAGAAGUACUAGAGGCGAAGAACCGUGCCAUAUUCGAGUUGGAAAGAACGAUGGAGCAUCUCCAGAUGGAGCACGACAAGUGCAAGGACCUGUUGGGUGACGUGAAACACAUUGAAUCUUGGAAGGAGGAGACGGAGACGAUGAAUCAACACAUCGUUCAGCUGGAGCAGCAAUUGAAACGCUGUGAGGACCUAAAGAACGAUGUCAGCGGACACGAUAAGAUGAGCAAGGAUAUCGAAAUGCAAACGAAGGCAUGUAAACAUUGUGGCAAUUCGAAUGCAAAGGAUUUGCAUAUUCUCGCGCUGGUGCGACAAGUGACGGCCUUUAGGAAUUCCUUGAAGAAUCACGCGGGCACAACGGAAUCCUCAGAGAAAGGCGACAGCGACGAGAAGUGGGUGAACGGGGAAGUGGAAGAAUCUUGGAAGCGAGAGAUUGAGGCAAAGAAUCGACACAUUGUCGAGCUGGAGCAGAAAAUAGUGUCGCUGGAAAGCCUGCGAAAUAACGUAUACACGCAGAGAAUGCGCGAUCUCGAAGAAACUAUUGACAGAAAGUCUCAACGGGUCGCAGAACUGGAAGACGCCGUAGAAGAGCUGGAGGGCUUUCUCAAGGAGGACGUGAAGGAGAUGCGUGAUCUGCGUUACCAAGUGUCGCUCGAUAAAGAGCAUAUUACAAAAAUGGAGAAGUGGAUCCAAAAGAACAACCUCACGAACGCGGGGAUUGAUAAAGCGAGAAUUAUAGAACUAGAGGAGAUGGUUACGAAUUUGGAACAUUACGUCAGGGAACAUGAUAUUGACGGCCUUAAGCGAAAGCUGCAAGAUCGAGAGUGCAGAAUUGGUCAGCUGGAGAACCAAAUUUUUGAGUUGAAGAAGCUGUCGAAAUUUGAGGAAAAUAAAUCAGUCAGAGACACGUCGAAGGAGAACGCUCUACUCGACGAUGGAGUAGCAUGCGAGCUGGAAGAAAAGAUAAAGGACGUAAUGCAUGUCGCUUUGGAAGAGGAUAACAGAAUCCAAGAGGAGGAGAGCCUGAAAAUAGAGUUGCGGGAGAAAGAGCAAAAGAUGAAAGAAAUGGGACACGACAUUUCGGAAAAGGACAAUAGAAUCCAGAAAUAUGAACAACAGAUCAUAGAACAGCAAAAUAAGAUUUUGAAAAUGGAGAAGGAGAUGGCCGAAAUGGAAGAAGAAUUGUAUGAGACGGAGGAUGUUAGUGCGCUGAAGGAAGAGAUUAAAUUGAGAAACGAGAGGGUGCAGGAGCUAGAAAUGGAAGUCAAUUCUUUGGAGACUUCGCUCGGCGAGAGAAUUGACGUCGCGAUCGAGGAGCUCAUUGCCACAUUGAAGGAGAAGGAGGAAAUAGAGCUUCAAUUGAAGAAAAACCUCGCGGACAAGGAGCGCAAAUUAGAGGAGUUGGACGCAGCUCUUCGUCAGAGCAUCGCUAUCACGGAGGAGAUUGAGACGAAGUUCAAGUACGAGAAAAAGCUCAGAAAAGAAACUGACCAAAGAAUUGCCGAGAUGGAAGAAAAAAUCGCAGUCAUGCAAGCUGCUUCAGCCACGAAAUGCAUCACGUGCAAGCCGCUUCUUUAUAAAAUAUUUAAGACUGAAGAGAAACUCGUCCAAUCGAAUCAGGAGAAGUCUAUUCAACUUCAAGAAUUGCAUCAAAUUAAGCGUGAAGCUUUAAAAGCUGCCCUUUCUGAGAAGGACGCUCACUUAGCUUUGUUGGAACAUUCAGGCAUAACAACUUUAACACAAGCGGAUCAGGCGGCGAAAUUAAAAGCCGAUAAGAGACUAUUACUUGAUAGACUGAGGGAAGAGGACGAAAAAAGUAUUAAGUUAAAUUUUAAACGGGAAACACCACAAUUAUUUCAAAAAAUAUUUAAGAUAUCCGACGGCAAUAAAGACGGUAGUGAUAAUAACAAUAAUUCCUUUGACGAUCGCUUUAGCGAGAUCAGUUCAUCGAAAUCAAUUGCUGUGAAUGGCGACAACUCGUCAAAAUCAGCUAGCACGAGCUGCAAGUAUUCAACAAGAACGUCAAUGGUGUCCGACUUGAAAGACGAAGAUCAAUCGCGGAUUCAUCAGCAGGAUACCAGAUAAGUACUCGAGACCACCUACGGUAUUUUGGAGUAUCGGUCUCUUCGUUAUCUCGAUGUUGUCAUACGCACACACAUACCCGCAAACGUAGAGGCAGUGUAUAGAACGUCUUUAGAAACGUAGUGAAAAAAAGAAAACAAAACAAACAACAACUACAGCAAAACUACAGUACACCACCAAUAUCAGCAACUACAGCAACAGCCAAUACCUUUGCCUGUGCCGCUCAUCACGUAUCGCGCAUCAAUCUUCAUCACCAUCAUCAUCUUCGUCAUUAUUCGACAUUUCUCAUAAUUAAUCGGAAUUUUAUCAUUCACGUGAUAGUGCUUUAAAAGAAUUGUCAAAAUCAAGAAACCGGAAAUUUCUUCAGACUGCUGUCAAUCCAAAUAGAUAGCACUCGGUGGUUUACCAUGGAUGAAAUAU